Molecule: messenger RNA, 303 nt
Organism: Symbiodinium sp. CCMP2456
Lineage: Eukaryota; Dinophyceae; Suessiales; Symbiodiniaceae
Source: the annotation of a GenBank genome assembly
AUGCCUGUGCGGAAUGUUGCCAGUUCUCUGGCAAAUUUCCGCGCAGGCAUGUGCGCAGCGAUGAGGCCUGGCAGGCAGUUGACCCUUGCAGCGCUCUUGAGAUUUGGUUUUGCAAUGGGAACCAGCCCUGUGAACUCAGACCAUGAAAACAAGGAGCGCCGCGUCUCCGCCCGGCAUGCUGGGCGGUCUGGCUUGCGAGAGGGUGCGUGGCUGCAGACAGCCGCUGGCCUCAGGCCACACGCCGACACGGAUCCUUUAGAAGGGCUCCAGACCUCGCGCCAUGGGUCAUGCGUCGCCGUGUAA